Messenger RNA from Diuraphis noxia (Russian wheat aphid), 1179 nucleotides. It is a transcript of the gene Ype, whose product is annotated as yippee zinc finger protein. NCBI's taxonomy places the organism in Eukaryota, Metazoa, Arthropoda, Insecta, Hemiptera, Aphididae. The record is from RefSeq and is a predicted model, not a curated record.
GCUGGUCGCCAAUAGUUGAUAAUGCGCCGAGAUCAAAAAGUAAACACAAAAAGACGUAAAUUGUAGCGAAAAGACACAGAGUAAUAUUUAUGUACUUAAUUUUUUUCGCUCCCGUGUUUGGUGGUUUGGUYUUYUCGAUCGUAUUAUUCAACACUGUACCGAUUGCCGAGAAUUGUUCGUUCACAUACAUUACUGUGCGAUUGUUUCAUGUUACUCGAAUAAACUCCAUCGAUAAAAAUAAAGGUUUUUUUUGUGUUUACUUUCAAUCACGGGUCGGUGGAACGAUCACGARCACCCACUGUUCUAUUGSACAUCRAAUACACUGGAUCGAAUUUUCACCGACCAGUAGGGGCCAACGAGUCGAAACAAAUCCCAAUGGGUCGAAUAUUUCUCGAUCACGUUGGCGGUGACCGACUGUACGCGUGUGCUGCGUGCGAUACUAACCUGACAAAUCGCGACGAGUUGAUUAGUACCAGGUUCACGGGUGCAACAGGUCGGGCAUUCCUAUUCAACAAAGUUGUAAACCUCAAUUAUAGUGAUGUGCAAGAUCGAGUAAUGUUAACUGGUCGUCAUAUWGUACGAGAUGUAUCCUGUAAAAAUUGUGACACCAAAUUAGGAUGGAUUUAUGAAUUUGCCAUGGAAGAAAAUCAGCGCUAUAAAGAAGGCCGUGUUAUAUUGGAAAGGGCAUUGGUUACAGAAGGAGAUGGUCUUGAACAUGAAAUAUAAACGUGCUUCAAGAUGUUGAUUUGUACAGAUUUGUUUUGUUUUUCACUCAAAUUGUAUUAUAUUGAUAUGUAAUAUAAAAAUAUAAUGGCUAGGUACCUAAUAACUUAAAUUUAAUAAACAAAAAUAAAAAUAUAUAUAUGUAUAUACAUAUAUAUACAUUUUUAAUGUUCCAUACAAAGUACCAGUAGUAGUUAUGUUAUUCAAUAUUUUAUACACCAAUUAUUAAAUUUUGAACUUAAAUUAAUUAAUACAUUUAAAGUGUAUGUGUACAUAUUUUUUCUAAUUAUAUUGCAUGUUUAUAAUUUUAAAAAUGUUAUAUACCGGUACAUAGUUUACCUAUAUAGCGUUAAGUAUAUUAUUUAUUAAUUUAUUUGUUUUAUUUUCAUUUUGUUAACAUAAUUGAAUAAUAAAAAUAUUGAUUUGGCUUACGGCGAGACACAGUCACAAAGCAAA